Molecule: messenger RNA, 3227 nt
Organism: Orcinus orca (killer whale)
Lineage: Eukaryota; Metazoa; Chordata; Mammalia; Artiodactyla; Delphinidae
Gene: USP16
Product: ubiquitin specific peptidase 16
Exons: 17
Coding region: 157-2385 (742 amino acids)
Biological process (GO): regulation of cell cycle; regulation of gene expression
Cellular component (GO): nucleus; cytosol
Molecular function (GO): cysteine-type endopeptidase activity; cysteine-type deubiquitinase activity; zinc ion binding
Source: RefSeq, a predicted model, not a curated record
GGGUCACGCUGGCUUCCGCUCUGUCGCUCUCAAUUCGUCACCCGGAGGAAGACGGAGCAGGCUGCCCAGCCCGAGGGCCCAUUAAGGGAUGCAGUUAUGGGCGCUGUCGCCGUGGAUUGUUAUUUUGUGUCAGUAAGUAAUCCAUAAAGUGCCAACAUGGGAAAGAAACGGACAAAGGGAAAAACUGUUCCAAUUGAUGAUUCUUCUGAAUCUUUAGAACCUAUGUGCAGACACAUUAGAAAAGGAUUGGAACAAGGUAAUUUGAAAAAGGCUUUAGUGAAUGUGGAAUGGAACAUUUGCCAAGAUUGUAAGACAGACAAUAAAGUAAAAGAUAAAUCUGAAGAAGAAACGGAAGAAAAUUCUUCAGUUUGGCUGUGUCUUAAAUGUGGCCAUCAGGGCUGCGGCAGAAAUUCUCAGGAGCAGCAUGCCUUGAAGCACUAUAUGACGCCGAGAUCUGAACCUCAUUGUCUGGUUCUUAGUUUGGACAACUGGAGUGUAUGGUGUUACCUAUGUGAUGAUGAGGUCCAGUAUUGUAAUUCAAACCGAUUGGGUCAGGUGGUUGAUUAUGUUAGAAAACAAGCCGGUAUUACAGCUCCAAAAUCAGCAGCAAAAGAUAGUGGUAAUAUUGAACUUGAAAAUAAAAAACUAGAAAAGGAGAGUAAAAAUGAACAAGAGAGAGAAAAAAAGGAAAACGUGGCUAAAGAAAAUCCUUCCAUGAAUUCUACUUCCCAAAUAACUGUGAAAGGACUCAGUAAUUUGGGAAAUACAUGUUUCUUCAAUGCAGUUAUGCAGAAUUUGUCACAAACACCCGUGCUUAGAGAACUACUAAAAGAAGUAAAAAUGUCUGGAACAAUUGUAAAAAUUGAACCACCUGAUUUGGCAUUAACAGAACCCUUAGAAAUAAACCUUGAGCCUCCAGGCCCUCUUACUUUAGCCAUGAGCCAGUUUCUUAAUGAGAUGCAAGAGACCAAAAAGGGAAUCGUGACACCUAGAGAACUCUUUUCUCAGGUCUGUAAAAAAGCAGUGCGAUUUAAAGGCUAUCAGCAGCAAGACAGCCAGGAGCUGCUUCGCUAUUUAUUGGAUGGAAUGAGAGCAGAAGAACAUCAAAGAGUGAGUAAAGGAAUUCUUAAAGCAUUUGGUAAUUCUACUGAAAAAUUGGAUGAAGAGCUAAAAAAUAAAGUUAAAGAUUAUGAAAAGAAAAAAUCAGUACCAAGUUUUGUGGACCGAGUAUUUGGUGGUGAACUAACUAGUACAAUCAUGUGUGAUGAAUGCAGAACUGUCUCCUUGGUUCAUGAAUCGUUCCUUGAUUUGUCUCUACCGGUUUUAGACGAUCAGAGUGGUAAGAAAAGUAUAAAUGAUAAAAAUCUGAAAAAGACCAUGGAUGAUGAAGAUAAAGAAAGUGAGGAAGAAAAAGAUAAUGACAGUUACAUAAAGGAGAGAAAUGAUAUUCUUUCAGGAACAAGUAAGCACUUACAGAAAAAAGCAAAGAAGCAAGCCAAAAAGCAAGCCAAGAACCAACGAAGGCAACAAAAAAUUCAAGGAAAGGUUCUUCAUUUAAAUGAUGUCUAUGCCAUUGACCAUCCUGAAGGUAAUGAAUGUGAAGUUGAAAUGUCACUUCAGCGAGAAGUGGAUAUUAAAUCCAACCAUAUUUCACAAGAGGAAGUUAUACAUAAAGAAUAUUGUGUUAAUCAGAAAGAUUUGAAUGGCCAUGAAAAAAUGAUAGAAAGUGUAACUGACAAUCAAAAAUCCACAGAGGAAGUAGAUAUGAAAAAUGUCAACAUGGAUAAUGAUCUGAAGGUUUUGGCAUCUCCUGCUGAAUGUACUAGGAAUUUAAAUGGUGCCUACAUGAAGGAAGGGAGCAAUGGAGAAGUGGACAUUUCCAGUGGAUUUAAGAACCUUAACUUGAAUGCUGCUCUUCAACCUGACGAAAUAAAUUUAGAGAUUCUGAAUGACGAUCAUACUCCCGGGACGAAAGUAUAUGAGGUUGUAAACGAAGAUCCAGAAACUGCUUUCUGUACUCUUGCAAACAGGGAAGCUUUCAGUACUGAUGAAUGUUCAAUCCAACAUUGUUUAUAUCAGUUCACCCGAAAUGAGAAACUUCGAGAUGCUAAUAAACUGCUUUGUGAAGUGUGCACACGGAGACAGUAUAGUGGACCAAAGGCAAAUAUAAAAGGUGAGAAGAAACACGUUUACACCAAUGCUAAGAAGCAGAUGCUAAUUUCCCUUGCUCCUCCUGUUCUCACUCUUCACUUAAAGAGAUUUCAGCAGGCUGGUUUUAACCUACGCAAAGUUAACAGACACAUAAAAUUUCCAGAAAUCUUAGAUUUGGCUCCUUUUUGUACCCUUAAAUGUAAGAUGAGGCAGAGGCCUUUAAAUGGAUGCUGAGGGUGCUACAGAAGGAGUUGAGUAUGAUUCCCAGGGCCUGAUUUGAGUGUCUGUGCAGUUGGGAGUGCCAUAAAUUGACGUAAGAAACACAGGAAGAAGAGCAGGUUGGGAGGCGGAGAAAGGAAUAAUAAUAAGUUCAGUUUUGGAAACAUUGAGUUUCAGAUAGUUUUGAGAUAUUCAUGUGGCUAUGUUUAGAAAACAUUUGGAUGUACAUGUCUGAAUAGAGGGGUUAGGGCUGGAGAUAAGGAUUCGGAAAUCAAUAAAUAGGUGGUGGUUAAAACUAUGAGAGGAUAGGAUCUCCUGUGUAAACAAGGAGAGAGAAAGAAGAGAUGCUUAAUGACAAAACUCUGGCGAGCAUCGGAGUGUAAGAGGUGUAGGUGGAAGAAGACAUCACCGAGGAUAUCAGCGAAUCUCCAUGUUGAAGAAUUUGGAGAAUAAAAGAAGCUAUACUGUUGUUCUUUAUCCAGAUUUUAAAUACUUCAGUGAAUUGUCAUUCUUUUUAUGUUACUACCAUAGGCCAGGACCACUUUUGCUGGUAUAUGCAUACUUCAGAUAUUUUGGCUUCCGUUCCAGACCACAAUAAAGCAAAUAUUGCAAUAAAGCAAGUCACACGAAUUUCUUGGUUUAGUGCAUAUAAAAGCUAUGCUUACACUGUAUUGCAACCUGUUAACUGUGUAAUAGCAUUGUGUCUAAAAAAACAGUGUGCAUAUCUUAGUUAAAAAAUAUUGCUAAAAAAUGCUAACCAUCAUCUCAGCCUUCAGUGAGUUGUAAGCUUUUUGCUGGUGGAGGGUUUGAAAUAUUUUGAGAAUUAUCUGUGACAGCGAGACACCAGGUGAGCAAAU